This is a messenger RNA of Solanum tuberosum (potato), 523 nucleotides long. RefSeq lists its product as uncharacterized. The record is from RefSeq and is a predicted model, not a curated record. Lineage: Eukaryota; Viridiplantae; Streptophyta; Magnoliopsida; Solanales; Solanaceae. The transcript has 2 exons. The coding region runs from base 10 to 471 and encodes 153 amino acids. Gene Ontology annotation, molecular function: nucleic acid binding; zinc ion binding.
GACUAUAAGAUGAUAGACAGUAAGACCGUCGUCACCCAAGUUCAAGAAUUGCAGGUCAUAAUCCAUGAUCUCCUUGCUGAAGGAUUGGUUGUGAAUGAUGCUUUUCAAGUGGCUGCCAUUAUAGAGAAGUUACCUCCAUUGUGGAAGGACUUCAAAAACUACUUGAAACAUAAACGCAAGGAGAUGACUGUUGAAGAUCUCAUGGUAAGGCUGAGAAUUGAAGAGGAUAACAAGGCCGCAGAAAAGAGGUCGCGUGGUAAUUCAGCAAUAUCAGGAGUAAAUAUUGUUGAAGAAGAUCCCACAAAAUCAAAGAAAAGAAAGAAAACAUCUGGUCCAAAGAGCAAUCCUCCUAAGAAGAAAUUCAAUGGAAGCUGCUUCAACUGUGGCAAACGUGGUCAUAAGGCUACUGAAUGCAAGGGUCCCAAGAAGGACAAGAAGAAGGAUCAAGCAAAUUUGGCUGAAUCCAAAUGAGAGAUAGACGAUCUUUGUGCAAUGCUUUCAGAAUGCAACUUGGUUGGAAAUC